AUGGCAGCUGAUAAGGUGUUCACCGUGGCCGAUGUCGCCACUCACAAAGACCGAACUGACUUGUGGGUCAUCAUUCACGGAAAAGUCUACGACCUGACGAAAUACGUACGCGACCACCCCGGUGGUGCGGAUGUCCUCUACGAUGUCGCUGGACUCGAUGCGACCGAGGCAUAUGAUGAGGUUGGCCACUCCGAGGAUGCGGAUGAGAUCUUGGAGACUUUUAAGAUUGGCACUGUUUCGGAUGCCGUCGAGGUCAAGGCCACUAAGAAGGCUGUCAAGCUCGUCCAGCAAUCUCCUCCCAAGAAGGUGACCACUUCAUCUGGCUCUUCCGCGGGCACAGUUACCCUGGUUGUCGGCUCGCUUGCUGGUGGUAUUGCGCUCUACUUGGCUGCCCAGCGUCAUCCCAAGCUGCAAGAUCUGCUCCCCAAACUCUCUCUGCCUGCUGCGCUCUCGCUGCGCCUGGCGCCGUCUCUUAGCUUGCCGCAGGGAGGAUUCACCACCGGAUUCGCCGCUGCUUUCUCUGUGUGUGCUACUAUUGGCACUGUUCUUGCCACCAAGCUUUCCAAGAUCACUCAGAUCGAGUCUGGAUUCACCAAAUAUCCUCCUCACAUCAAGAGCCGACCUACGGUGAAGGCCGAUCCUGGCCUUGCCCGGGGUUUCCUGCAGCCUAAGGAAUACCAGGCGCUUCCCCUCAUCAAGAAGGAGCAGCUUUCGCCCAGCGUCUUCCGCUUCGUCUACCAGCUGCCCCACGAAAACGAUGUUAUUGGAAUUCCCAUCGGCCAGCACUGCGCCAUUAAAGCUAAUAUCGACGGAAAGGACGUCGCUCGCUCAUAUACCCCUACCUCCAAUAACACCGACCUGGGCAAACUGGAGCUGGUUAUCAAGUGCUACCCCGACGGUGCCCUGACUGGAAAGUACAUGGCCAACCUGAAGGUCGGCGAUAAGACUCUCUUCCGCGGCCCCAAGGGUGCCAUGAAGUACAAGCGAGGUCUCUGCAAGAAGAUUGGAAUGGUUGCUGGCGGUACUGGAAUCACCCCCAUGUAUCAGCUGAUUCGCGCUAUCUGCGAAGACGAGUUCGACACCACGGAAGUUAGCCUGAUCCUCGCCAACCGCACUGAGGAGGAUAUUCUCCUCCGCAAGGAACUCGAAGCAUUCGCCCGCAAGUACCCUAAGAACUUCAAGCUCUGGUACAUGCUCGACCAGCCCCCCCAGAAGUGGGCCUACGGCAAGGGCUUUGUCACCCAGGCUGUGAUGGCUGCCAAGCUCCCGGCGCCUUCUCCUGAUACCAAGGUCAUGCUCUGCGGACCUCCUGGUAUGAUUAAGGCUGCCCAGGGCGCCCUGGUAAACAUGGGCUUCCAGGCUCCCGGAUCUAUCUCCAAGAUGACCGACCAAAUAUUCCUCUUCUAG
Penicillium canariense is the source of this 1407-nucleotide messenger RNA. RefSeq lists its product as uncharacterized. Bases 1 to 1407 code for a protein of 468 amino acids. Gene Ontology annotation, molecular function: oxidoreductase activity; heme binding. Gene Ontology annotation, cellular component: endoplasmic reticulum. The record is from RefSeq and is a predicted model, not a curated record. The transcript is spliced from 2 exons. Lineage: Eukaryota; Fungi; Ascomycota; Eurotiomycetes; Eurotiales; Aspergillaceae.